Truncatella angustata is the source of this 2047-nucleotide messenger RNA. RefSeq lists its product as uncharacterized. Lineage: Eukaryota; Fungi; Ascomycota; Sordariomycetes; Amphisphaeriales; Sporocadaceae. Bases 480 to 1946 code for a protein of 488 amino acids. The transcript is spliced from 3 exons. The record is from RefSeq and is a predicted model, not a curated record.
ACACACAAGUAGUAAUGACAGGAGCCAGUGCUGCCAGUCUGGCAGUCUAGCGGCCGCAGAUGGUGUGGGUUUCUGCGCCUCGAAGGAUCAAGGGCCUCCGCUAAACCAAAAUCGUACAGGCAUGAAUGGCUUCUGUUUUGCGACGCAUAAAAUCAAAGAGCCCAUAAUUCCCGGGAUUCAAAGAAGACGACAACUCACUAUUGGCUGCCAGCAGAAUAUUAGCGGCUUGUGUGUCCUUGGCCCUUUCUUGGACAGGUCCAAUACCCAUCGCUAGCUCCCCUGUACAGUUUAAGGAUGCAGAUCCUCUUCACGGAAUGUCGACGGCGCGAAUUGGUAACGAACAGGGUUGAUCCUCAUGAGCUAACAUGGAGCUCGCAACUCCAAACUUCUCCUUUCGUAGUCAUUGCUUGGUGUUUUUCUCGAUAACGUUGAUUUCCUCGUGAGGCGGCAACACAGGCAUAAGUGGCGCGUACACCAAGAUGACCGGUCAUGAGGGAACGGCGACAACCCACCACACCGCAGACGGUAUCGACCAUCAACAGCCCGGCCUCGAGGUUAAUUAUCCGUCUGGUCUUGAGGUAGACACGCGGUACACACCGACGAACGCGUCUGAGGGCCUCCAGGCCGUAUAUCCGUAUCAGGACGAUCUGAAGCUACCCUAUACGCCCAACCAUAGCAUCGCGCCCGUAUCAAAACCGGGGACGCACCAUAAUGGUGAGGGGCAGGUUGGACAAAACUAUGAUGACCAAUUGUACUAUAGCCCGUCCAUGGAAGCGAUCCAGAUGCCGCAGCCAAAGAAGACCAGGAAAUUCUCAUGGAUAGUGGUCGGUGCCGUUGCGAUACUGGUGGUACUAGGCGCCGUGCUUGGUGGAGUGUUAGGUAGUCGGGCGGCCAAGUCGAGUACGAGCAGCGAUGUCUCCGGCGCCAGCGGUAAUUCGACGACGAACUCGACGUUGACGAAUAUCCGUUCUUCUUCGAGAUUGGCGGUCAGCGGGUGGAGAGACGGGAGCGUUUAUCGAAUUCGCUUAUUCUAUCAGGGGCAGGACCAGAGGCUGCGCAUGUCGACUUAUGCCAGCAACGAGUCGUCGUGGUCUGAUCCGAUUAGCUUGACCGGCUUGGAGUAUGCUGCGGGCGAUGAUACACCUCUUGCUGCUUCGGAUUCCGUCCAGAGUUCUACACAAAACCAGUACAAGUUGUACUACCUUGACCGGGAUUCUAUCCUUCGGGGACACGGGUUCGUAGAUAAGCAGGGCGCCGCUGAGCAAGGUUCCCGUCUGGAACUGAACGAUUACCCCAUCACCAUACCGCCGACUUCCCGGCUCGCGGCAUACUGGCCGUUCAUCGUGUCGCAGGACUCCGAUGGAGCAUUUCGGUGGAUUCGCUACUGGGGCAGUGCGGGGAACUGGUGGACCAACAGCACACUCGACCUCAUUGGGUCCGCAAGCGCGGCUAUGGUGGUCCUGCCGGCGUCAGCGUGGUAUCUCGACAAAGGCGGGUUUGCGUAUCGCAGGAGCGAUGGCAAGAUGCGGACAUAUCUGACGGACACGAACAACAAUGCCACAGGAGAGGCGUGGGGAACUGCCGACCUUUCAGAAUCUAUCCCAAGUGACACAGCCAUCGGCGGGUUCGCAGUCGCCCGUCCCAACGACUCCAAUAAUCAGACCAACACAUACCUCCUGUAUCAAGAUGAUAGCGGCACCGUCCAGGUCGUCUGGCAGGACGACACCUCGGGGUGGAAGGGCCCCUCAACAUACUCUGCUUUCGACAACGCCGACAAUGGCACAGACAUCACGUGUCUGACCCCUGCGGCAUGGGAUGGGGCGGGUGUUGAGAUCACGAGCAAUCAGAACAUGAACAGGUGUUACUUCCAGGUCAACAACAAGGUCAGAGAAGUGUAUUAUGAUGGGUCGAAUUGGAACGAUCAGGGAUACCUGCCUAUCACAUGAGGAGGUACAGAAGAGGAUCAGGAUAGGGGUUAUUAUGAUACCAUGAGUUUGUAUAUAGCUAGUUGCAUAUAUGCCUAGACCACCAUAUGAUUUGAAAAGGC